Molecule: messenger RNA, 20110 nt
Organism: Strongylocentrotus purpuratus (purple sea urchin)
Lineage: Eukaryota; Metazoa; Echinodermata; Echinoidea; Camarodonta; Strongylocentrotidae
Product: sacsin-like
Exons: 3
Coding region: 393-15725 (5110 amino acids)
Source: RefSeq, a predicted model, not a curated record
AAGACGGAUCGCCUGAAGGUUGGACGUUUCGGCAUUGGAUUCAACUCCGUGUACCACAUAACAGAUUUACCGAGCAUCAUGAGCGACCAAAAGCUGGCAUUCAUUGAUCCAUUAGAGGAACAUUUUUUGACAAGCGUGGUAGAGUCAAAACUGGAUGGCAAUUUGGUCUCGGAUCCGACAGCGACAUAUUCUCGAAGAACGAAGACCAGUUUCAACCGUACCACAACAUAUUUCCCGGAGUAACAGGAGGGAUUUCGACGGGAUAUUUCGACGGCACGUUGUUUAGAUUUCCUCUGCGGCAUGCCGCAAAUAGUUUAAGUGACAAAAUAUACAGCGAUGAAGGCACAUUAAGCGAGCUCCUCCUGGCUUUUCGAGCCGAUGCUGAUGUUGCUAUGCUAUUUUUGCGCUCUUUGAAUAACAUCGAGGUGUUAAAGAGGCCAUCCGGUCUGCAAGAGCCAUCACUAGUUGUACGAGUUCGAAGGGAACACGAUCCAGAAACACAUCCACCGGGAAAGGAAUUUUCUUCACAUCUAGAAACUUACUGCUCUGAUGUCAGUGGGCGCAGAGGGCCAAUCAAGAUGAUUGAUUGUGUGACAUUCACUACCGAAACACCGACGGCAUCCAAGGCACGACGCUGGAUUGUUAGUCAUCAUAUCGCGGGUGAUAGCAUGUGUCGAGAACUUUCCGAUUUGGCCAAGAAGCAAAGUCAUCUCCCGUGGGCAGCUGUUGCUAUUCCCGUAAGUUCUUCAGAGCCAAGAAAUGUAACAGGUGAAGCAGAGAAUAACAACAUUGGUAGAGUGUUCUGCUUUCUUCCCCUGCCACCUGGUGAGGAGAGUCGGACGGGUUUACCAGUUCAUGUGCAUGGAUUCUUUGCUGUCAAUAGCGAUCGCCGCGGGAUCAAGUGGCCCGGACCUGACCAAACGGACAUUCCAGCACAAUGGAACCAACUUCUUGUGAGAGAACUUAUUCCGAUUGUAUAUGUCGACGCGAUCAAAUACGCCAUUAGUAGUCACACCUCCCAGGACAAAGUGACCGCCGAUUGCAUCUAUCGAUCGUGGCCAGAUCAUGAAGAGGUUCGUGGAAACUGGGACAUUCUCUUGGAACCAUUCUACAAUGCUCUCUUCCAGGAAACUAUCAUACAUAGCGACAACAAUGGGUGGAUGAACAUCGCCGACGUCCACUUCAACGAAUUGAAUGUGGAUGAAGAUAUGGAAAAGGCCAUCCUCAAGUGUUUCAACAUCAAAGGCAUUGCAUACGCAAGGGUUCCCAAUGUGUGCAGACAGGCCAUCAGGAAGUUCUACAAAGAUCAGAUAUCCACUGUUUCUGCUUCCAGCCUUUGCCGUUGCCUCCGUGAAGAUCCUGCGAUUUUGACCAAGCUCAAUGCUGAUGAGAAGCUUCUGAUCCUUGAGUUCAUCUUGCGAGAGGACGCCAGACAGGAUCUGGAAGGAGUAUGUCUUCUUCCUCUCGAUGACGGAAGCGUCCACGUCUUCUCGAGUUCUGAUGAAAAGAAAGUGUACAUACCAACCACCAAGUUCCACCGACAGCUUGUACCAGGAGGAAAUCAUCAAUUCAUCAGAACGGUACCAGAGGACAAGCCGCUUCAUCAACUCCUGUCCAAUAUGGAUGGGCGUUAUCAGCUGAAAGCAUUAACCCUUGAUGCAGUAGCAGAGCUCUUGAAGACCAGUAUGAAAACUCGGAUAGACGAUCAAGGGACCUGGGUACAAGACACAGACGGGCCUUCUCUAAAUACAUGGCUUGAAAAGGUCUGGUCAAUGCUGUACAGAGAGAGUUCAAGUAAGUUACUACUCUUUGAAGGUAUCCAUCUUCUACCGUUGUUUGAGGCCGAUGGUGAGGGUAGAAGAUUACUACCACUGUGCCCAAAGUCGGGAAUUAUCCAGAGAAGUCACCAAAGUGUCACAUUGACAAAUGAUCUGGCAAACAUUCUACAACAGAUUGGAGUGACAGUCACAAACUGUCCUGAUUAUGUUCUCCGCCAUCCAGCUAUCAUGCGUGACGAAUAUAUCAAGAUGCCAACAUCAGAAGGGGUAGUUAAAUGCCUUCUGCUUUCAGAUGUUGAACUACUGGUCCAGAUAUUCCAUUCCUUCUCCACCAUUGAUAGAGAUGUUCUCGUAGAAUAUCUUGCACAGGCAAAACUCUCCCAUGAUGGUAAGAAACUUCUAAGUUGUCUACCACUAUUUGAAAGAGUCGAUGGAACCGGAAAUUCAAACAAACCUUUGGUCAGUAUUGAACAAUGCGAAGGGUACAUCGAAUGUUGCCAAGACGAUAUUCCUGCUCCAUUGAAGCUCAAGGGGCUCUUGAUCAAUGGAAGAACAAAAUCUAAAUGUCUGCUACAGAAGUUAGAAGUCUGUCUAUUAUCAAAAUAUCAGGUGAUAAUGAAUGUCUUGGAAGAAGUUCAUGAAGGGCAGUUGUACUCCAAGCAAGAAAAACAGCUCGUCUUGCAGUGGAUAAUGGAGCACUGGAAAGAUAUCAAAGCCAACUGCAAGUCCAGCGUAGACAUUCUGCGUCAUAUGAAAUUCAUCCCCAACAAGGCUAAUUCUUUAUUGUCUCCCUGUGAACUCCUUGAUCCAAGGGAUCCAUUGCUUGACGAACUAUUUGCCUCUCAAGGAGUAUUUCCGAUGGCACCAUUUGAUUCACCUCAGGUCAUAGAAGCUUUCAAACAGCUUGGCAUGCGUGGACCAAGUGAAGUUACUUCAUCCGAGUUGAUUACAUGUGUUGAGAUGGUUGCUGAAUCUCAAAGCCCAGAAAAGGCUCGAACACUACUAGAGCUCCUCACAAGUAACCAAAGCCUUCUCGAAAAAUCUGUCAUUGAUCAUAUGAAACAGAAGCAAUGCAUUCCUUGCCGACAGUCUCCUCCAGAGUAUUACCCCUUAGCUAUUGAGUGGUAUGGUAAACGUUCUACGAGACUGUCAACUCCCCACGAAAUUCUGAGGGAAAAGAAGCUAGCUGUACUGACAUGUGGAGCCUCUAAAUGCUUUACUUCCCAGGAGGACGAGAGUCGUUUCUCUACAGUCUACACAAAGAUUGGAAUGAAUAUCUCAUCUCCAAUAAUUUCGGAUGUCAUGACACAGUUCGAAGACUGUGUCAGGUAUGCAGAAGAGAGAACUGGGGAAGAUGUUACUGAUAUAGUACCAAUGCUUAAGGAGAUCUAUUCAUUUCUAAUGGAAGCGUGGCGCCAGGACAAGAACACCAAGAACCUCAUCCUCAAUCGAGCUAAAGUUUGUAUCUGGAAUGGAAGUGGCUUUUCAGAACCAAGCAAAAUGUGUGCGGUAAAACUUCCAUUUCAUCUAGCUCCUUACAUGGCAUCUAUUCCGCAAUCUACUAUUGCAUUUGCAGACUUGUUUGAAGCGCUCGGAGUUGAAAAAAACAUGGCAGCAAAUUCCAAUGCCCUGGUUGACAUACUGCAUGAGAUCAAGAAAAGAUGUGGCGAUUCAAAAACUGAUGAAGCCUUCCAACAAGGACAGCGCCAACUUGUACUGCAGAUCCUUCACCAUCUACACGCCGCAGGAGAGCUCUCAGAAGAAGCUCGGGCACGCUUACUCGUUCCAUCGCAAAGAGGAAAAUGUCAUCUCAUUCCAGUUGAUGAGAGCGCAUACGUGGACAGAGAGUGGUUGAGACAAAGCACUGACAAUGAGGAGAUGGAUGACGGUGAAGAUUUUACUUUGAUUCAUUUAGAUAUCUCAAUGGAACUUGCAAUAUUCCUCCAUGUACGACCUGUCAGUCGACUUCUUCUAGAUACAGAAGAAUUGCAGGGUUUCACACCAGCUGGGCAACAUGAACCCUUAACUAUGCGCUUGUGGAAUAUUCUCAAGAACAACUAUGUGGACACCGCCAUCAUUAGUGAAAUGAUACAAAAUGCGGAAGAUGCAGGAGCUCAGGAAGUUCGCUUUCUCAUUGAUAUGAGAAAAAACGAAAAUGCAAAUCUGAAAUUAUUCGAUCCUGAAAUGAGGUCUUGUCAGGGACCAGCCCUUUGGGUAUACAACGAUGCCGUGUUCACAGACCAAGACUUUGAAAACAUUCUCUGUCUUGGAGGGCGUACCAAAGAAAAGGACGCUGAAAAGAUUGGGAAGUUUGGGACCGGUUUCAACUCGGUGUACCGCCUAACUGAUGUUCCAAGUUUGGUUAGUAGGAACUACAUGCAGUGUUUCGACCCUCAUACCACACACCUUGGAAACGUUCUCCGGGACAAGAGUCAACCUGGUGUACGUCUCAGAUUGAAUAGCACCAAAGCACUCCGGAGAUUCCCAGAUCAGUUCAAGCCAUUCAAGGGAGUGUUUGGGCUCGAUUUCAGUGGAGGAAAUGAGCCAUUCAACUACAACGGAACACUCUUUAGACUGCCCCUCCGUUCUAAAGAAGCUGCACAGAAAAGCCAAAUAUGCAAGGAGAGCUACGAUGGGGAGAAACUGAUCAACCUGAUGCAGAAAAUGUGGGAAUCAUCACAAAACCUCCUGGUGUUCACCAAACAGGUGAAGAAGGUUUCCCUGUUCUACCUUUCUGAGAAUUCUAGCGAUCCUACCAGGGCUGAGGAGUUACUCACCAUACAGAAGACCAUGCAUUCUCCUAGGGUGAAGGAUGACGGCACCGUCGUGUCAACUGAAUCAUUCCGUUUCCAACUGACCUCAAGGGGAGCAGAAUUAUUGCCACACAUCAAUGAAAUAGGCAAUCAGGAGCAUACGAGUUCUUUCAACACCUUCAAAGUGGUAUGCAAGACUUCAAAACAAGCAUCAGUUGUUGCACAGUCUCAGGAAGGAAAGUCACAUGGGCUAUCUGCAGAGGCUGCCGUAGCUAUCCCAUUGAAUGUAAGAGAUUUGCAGAAAAGCGAGGGGGAGAUCUACUGCGGUCUACCUUUGUCAGUUCCAAGCCUGCUUCCAUUUCACAUUGAUGGUAGGUUUGCCAUUAACGAAGAUCGAAGAAGUCUACAAUCACCGACACCACAUGGGGUGACUGUCUUUGAAAGAUGGAAUCAUAUUUUGCUCUCUGACGUGAUUUGCCGAGCAUAUGUCUCUCUUCUAUCAGACAAAGAGUUCAUUCAACAAAUCAAGAAUACAUACGGGACAGAUGUGUCGCCAGAGUUGUUGUGGCCUGAUGUUGAUAAAGUACCUGAGAAUUCAGUGUGUUCAGGGCUGUUUAAUGCUUUCUACAAAACGAUAAUUUGCGGAUUGGAUGGCAAACAACCAGCAGUUUUCUGGACAAAUGACGAACCUCGUCAGUUUCACAAUGUAGUAUUUCUCGGCGAGGAACUGCAAACGAUGAAAGGAAUCAAGGACGACUUUGUACAGAUUUUGACAACGUAUCUGAAGGAGUACUGUCACAGUGGACGUAUGGUGGAAGUAAUAGAGCUAUCAAAGAAGACGUGGCAAGCACUGGAGAGGGCAGGAGUACGUGAUAUGGUAGAGACUAGAACAUACAAUCUGAACAGACUGUUUGAUGAAGCGUUCCUGCCAUAUUUAGAUAAAGUGCCACAGGAUCUUAGAGACCGCCUCAUUCUCUUUGCGCUUGAAAUGGACGGCAACCUGCAUCAGAAACUUCGAGAUGUGAAAUGCAUCACCGUCUUAGGAGGAGCCGAACUAAAGACACCCUGCGCCCUCAUGCAUCAUGAUGACCCUACACUCCGUGAAUUGUUUGAGCUUCAGGGAGUAUUUCCAGGUGCACCAUUUGAAUUAGCUCAUCUGAUGCCGGUGUUCAACCGCCUUGGUAUGCGAGGACCGAAUGAAGUUACUCCAGUUGAGAUGGUUGCAUGUGUUGAUCUAGUUGAGGAAACACAAUGCCCCAAGAAGGCCAGAGCUUUACUUGAUCUCCUCGGGAAGAACCCUGGUCAUUUUGACCGUUCACUGGUCGACGGCAGCACUGUAAGAGAUUUCAUGAUGAACAAACGAUGUAUCCCUUGUAAACAGUCUCCGCCAGAAUAUUACCCACCGGGUAUCAAAUGGCGUGGGAACACUUCAUCCUGUCUCACAACUCCCCAAGAGAUUUUGAUAGAAACGAAACAAGCCGUGCUAAUGUCUGGAGCUUCCAAGUCUUUUAUUUCUCAACAAGAUGUUCUGUUUUCCACAGCAUUCACUCUGCUUGGAAUAACAUUCCACACUCCAGUGAUCUCGGACGUCAUAGCACAAAUAGAACAUUGUGUGAAGUAUGCCACAGACAGAACAGAACAAGAUGUAACAGACAUAAUACCGAUGCUCAAGGAGAUCUAUGCAUUUCUAAGGAAAGAAUGGCAACGUGAUUCAAACGUCGGAAACUGUUUAUUGGAUCGAGUAGAGUGUUGUGUUUGGAAUGGCAACGGCUUUUCAGAACCAAGCAAAAUGUGUACAGGUAAUCUUCCGUUCGAUCUAGCUCCUUACAUGGCAUCUAUUCCCCAGGCUACUUGUGCGUUUAAGGAUUUGUUUGAGGCGCUUGGGGUCAAAAGGAACAUCGACACUAAUUCGGAAGCUCUGGUUGAAAUACUACAUGAAAUCAAGAGCAAAUGUGACGUCCUAGGAGCAAAUGUUACCUUCCAACAAAGACAGCGCCAACUUGUACUGCAGAUCCUUCACCAUCUAAACGCCGCAGGAGAGCUCUCAGAAGAAGCUCGGGUACGCUUACUCGUUCCAUCGCAAAGAGGAGAAUGUCAUCUCAUUCCAGUUGAUGAGAGCGCAUACGUGGACAGAGACUGGUUGAGACAAAGCACCGACAAUGAGGAGAUGGAUGACGAUGAAGACUUUACUUUGAUUCAUUCAGAUGUCUCAAUGGAACUUGCAAUAUUCCUCCAUGUACGACCUGUCAGUCGACUUCUCCUAGAUACAGAAGAAUUGCAGGGUUUCACACCAGCUGGGCAGCAUGAACCCUUAACUAUGCGCUUGUGGAAUAUUCUCAAGAACAACUAUGUGGACACCGCCAUCGUUAGUGAAAUGAUACAAAAUGCGGAAGAUGCAGGAGCUCAGGAAGUUCGCUUUCUCAUUGAUAUGAGAAAAAACGAAAAUGCAAACCUGAAACUAUUCCAUCCUGAAAUGAAGUCUUGUCAGGGACCAGCCCUUUGGGUAUACAACGAUGCCGUAUUCACAGACCAAGACUUUGAAAACAUUCUCCGUCUUGGAGGGCGUACCAAGGAAAUGGACGCUGAAAAGAUUGGGAAGUUUGGGACCGGUUUCAACUCGGUGUACCGCCUAACUGAUGUUCCAAGUUUGGUUAGUAGGAACUACAUGCAGUUUUUCGACCCUCAUACCACACACCUUGGAAACGUUCUCCCGAACAAGAGUCAACCCGGGGUUCGUCUCAGAUUGAAUAACUCCAAACCACUCCGGAGAUUCCCAGAUCAGUUCAAGCCAUUCAAUGGAGUGUUUGGGCUCGAUUUCAGUGGAGGAAAUGAGCCAUUCAUCUACAACGGAACACUCUUUAGACUGCCCCUCCGUUCAAAAGAAGCUGCACAGAAAAGCCAAAUAUGCAAGGAGAGCUACGAUGGGGAGAAAAUGAUCAACCUGAUGCAGAAAAUGUGGGAAUCAUCACAAAACCUCCUGAUGUUCACCAAACAGGUGAAGAAGGUUUCCCUGUUCUACCUUUCUGAGAAUUCUAGCGAUCCUACCAGUGCUGAGGAGUUACUCACCAUACAGAAGACCAUACACUCUCCUAGGGUGAAGGAUGACGAUACCGUUGUGUCAACUGAAUCGUUCCGCUGCACAAUGACUGCAAAGGGAAAUGAAGUGAUGUCACAGAAACCAGAAGUUAGUGGAGACCUGGACACUGUCAAAGUGAUAUGCAAGACUUCAGAACAGGCAGCAUCUCUAGCAAAUUCUCCAGAUGGCAAAGAGUGUGGACUUUCACCAGAAGGUGCGGUUGCCUUUCCUUUUCAUAGACUACCAAUGUCUAAAUUUGAGAAGAAGAUCUACUGCUUCCUUCCCCUCUCAAUUAACAGCAUGCUCCCGGUACAUAUCAACGGGUCUUUUUCUGUAAAAGAGGAUCGCCGGAGUCUUCACAUGCCAGUGCCCGAUGGAAGGUUGAUAUCUGAGAAAUGGAAUCACAUACUUUUGGCCGAUGUGAUAUGCAGAGCGUACGUUUCACUCUUGUCUGACAGUGAGUUUAUUCAACAAGUGAAGGACACAUACGGAUCAAAUAUGUCUCCUGAACAGUUGUGGCCGGAUAUUGAUGAGGUACCAAAGAAUUCAGAAUCUUCAGCACUGUUUGAUGCUUUCUACAAGGCAAUGGUACAUGGGUUUGAUGGCCGUGAACCAUCAUUGUUCUGGAAAGAUGGCAAAUCGCAUCAGUUCACGAAUGUUGUGUUCCUUAGUGAAGAAGUUCAGAAAGAGACAUCAGUCAGUGAUGUGGUAACAAAGGUACUAAGCGACCAUCUCCCCUCAAUGGAAGUGAUGUCGUUGACCGAAAAAACGUGGAGAGCCCUAAAGAGAGUACAUCUGAUAGAUGAAGUUCUCAAGAGAACUUAUGAUUUCAACAGGUUCUUCAAUGAAGUUUUUCUACCACAAAUCAGUCAGCUGUCGGCCAACAACAGAAAUCAACUCGUUUUGUUUGCACUCAAUAAAAGUGAAGACACACUACAGCAGAAACUAAAAGAUGUAGAAUGCAUACCAGUAGAGGGGGGAACUGAACUGCGGAAACCUUGUGAUCUAGUUCACCCCAAAGGCAAAGCUGCACCUUUGUACUCGGAGUCUGAAAAGGUUUUCCCUCUGGGAGAAAAAUUCAAUGCCACUGACACAUUGGCGUCACUUAGUAAGCUAGGCAUGGUGAAAGACUAUCUUGAUGAGGAUGUUUUCGUCGAGCGAUGCGAGACUGUUCACAUUAUGCAUUUAAGCUGUAUGGAAGGAGCUCAAACGAGAUGCCAUGCUGUACUGAAGUAUCUGUCGGAGAUGUUGGGGAGUGAUUGGAAUCAGAAAAAAACCCUCAAAGAACGGCUUUCGAGUAUCCCAUUCUUGCCUAUCAUGUGUAAAGAAAACAGAGAUCCAGCUCUACCAUGGGUGGAAACGGACUGUGCUUAUGCAUCUGCUAAUGAUGUGUACUCUCAUUCUAAAACAUAUUUGGUAAGCAGCACAACACACGUUGUAGAUGAAUCAAAACAGUGGAAGCUUUCCUGGAAAGUAGAGCACUUUCUUGGUCUUUCAGAUAAAUAUCCCUCUGUCCAAGACGUACUCAAGCAGUUCUCGAACUUUCGUAUUCACUACGAAAAGAAUACUGAAUGCAUUUCUGAUCAUCAGUUACAAAUGAUAUGCAAGGCGGUCUACGAGCGUGUUGAAACUGCUUGUAAAGAAAAUAGUCCAGACAUCUCCAACGUCGAUCUUCAGAAUCAAUCAUUCUUCCUUGUAGAUCGCAAGUUUGUAGUGGCCUCUAUGGUUGCCUAUGGAGGUAGAGAUCUUCCACCGUAUCUAUUUAAAGCUUCUCAGUUCCUGAAACAAUAUCCCAUUCUUCUGGAACGUGCAGCAUUGAAGAGGGAAUUUGAUGCCAGAGACUAUCAAGGUGUUCUCCAAUCUAUACACGAGUAUAGCAGUGGGAAACCUUUAGACGACGAGGUCUUGGAGGUUGCUAUCCUAGCUGCCGAUCGACUGUCCAGUUUCCUAAAAGAUGAUGAUGAUGGGAAACCAACUCCAGAUGCAUUUCUCCCAGAUGAGCACAUGUGCAUGAGGCCUGUAUCAGAUCUCUGCUACAGUGACGUUAACUGGUUUGAAUACGACGUCAGAGUCAAACUCCAUAAGUGUCACAUGAGAAUCAGUUUUAUGCUUGCAAAGAAGUUGAAAGUAAAGGAUGUUCGACAACAGUUUCUCCGGCCAUAUGACAUGGAUUUCCCAGGAGAAGAAUUUGGCCAGCAUGAGGAACUUACAAACCGUAUCAAGAGAAUUCUUGAUUCAUACCCGUCUGAUGAAACAAUACUAAAAGAACUUCUUCAGAAUGCAGAUGAUGCUGGGGCAACUGAAAUCCACUUUGUCUACGAUCCUCGCUCACAUAAUGAAAAAAAGCUUCUAGGAGAUGACAUGAAAGCUUUGCAGGGUCCUGCUCUUUGUGUCUUCAACAACAAGUCUUUUACAGAUGAGGAUAUUCGUGGGAUACAGAAUCUUGGAGAAGGUAGCAAAGCUGAUCACAUGGGAAAGAUAGGCCGAUAUGGGGUUGGUUUCAAUGCGGUGUAUCAACUCACGGAUUGCCCAAGUUUCAUCUCCAAUGGUGAACGAUUAUGCAUGUUUGACCCUCUUCUGAAGUAUAUUCCGGGAGCAACGUCGACUAAGCCGGGCCGUCUGCUAAGAGUUGAUGGCAGUGUCCGUUCUUCGUAUCCAGAUACUUUUCAAUGUUACUUGGAAGACAUACUUGCAGAUGGAGAAGAGGACUUUACUGUUUUUCGUUUUCCACUGCGGAAGGAAGCUUCGACACUCAGUGAAAACGUAUGGCGAGCUAAAAAGAUUCGGAAGCUACUACAAGAUUUUGAGGAUGCUGCAUUCGAGAGUCUUUUGUUUCUGAAAAACAUCACUAAAAUCAGCAUCUCAGAGGUAACAGACUUAGGAGCGAUUGGCUCUACUCAUGCUAUCACAGCAGAGAUAACCGAAGUAGAAGGUGAAAAGAAAAUGGAUUUCUUGCGCAAAGUUCAAGAUAUCAGUAGAGCAGCAAAGGAUGACAGUACCUGGCAACCAGAACCAGCAGAAGUCGUAUACCAGAUGAAAUUGAAAGGGAAAGGAAGAGAUGAGGAUUGGGUGAUAUGUCAACAAGUAGGAAGUGCAGACACGGCUGAAGAAAACAUAAUGCGAAAAUAUAAACUACUUCCAGUUGGAGCUGUUGCUGCCCGUCUGACAGGUAAAAAAGAGGGACUCAAAGGAACAGCUUUCUGCUUCUUACCCCUUCCCAUUGCAACGGGACUUCCAGUUCACGUACACGGAUACUUCGCCUUAGACCAUGAGAGUAGAAGACACUUGUGGGAAGGAAGCAUAACAGAUGAACAAACAAAGUGGAACUUUCACCUCAUCCAGAAAGUUAUCGCACCGGCUUACGUGAACUUACUGUUGUGGAUACAGGAAUUCUUUGUCAGGGAAUAUGAAUGGUCAGGAUCAAUGUCAUGUGAACAGAAAACUCACACUUUGAAACUCCUUCAUAAAUACCACACCUUCUUUCCUAAAGUCAGCGACAAAGGGCCGUACUGGAAAGCGCUUGAAGCCACUGUAUAUGAAAUUGUUGCCUCGAAAGCCCUGAUGCUAUUUCCUUCUCUAUACAGAAAAGAUGAUGGCAACAACGACUUUUUCCUAACAUGGAAGACCCCUGUCGUGCCCAUGCAGUCUCCAGACGAAUCAAAAGUGGGCUAUUUCAACACACUGCCAGACCAAAUGAGUGACCACUACACAUUCUCUACAAGUAGCUCUUUGAAGGCUGAAAAUCUGAAGGAGACACUGAUCGAAAUCACAUAUCCAUUACUAGAGUCUCCGACAUGGAUAAUGCACCGUCUCCGCAAUGCAUGCAAGCAUCUCAAUCAGGAAACCAUGAACCAUGAAUCAGUAAACUAUGAAGUUCUUGACGUUUUAUCUUCGAAUGUGGUGUCUUUCCUCCGCGGAGACAACCCCCUUCAGAGGCAAUUACCAAUGACACUUUCAAAAUCAAGGAUCCACGACGAGAAGAGACUGAAGGGACUCAUAGCUUACUGCAAGAAGGGAACAAAGUCUAACUUCAAUGAGAAUCUCCACGGACUACCAUUGCUCUUCACUCAGGAUGGGAACUUGAGGAGGUUAUCACGUGAUGAGCCAGUCUUUGCAUCAGAAUUCUGCGAUCUUUUCAAGCCUCAGAGUCAUAGGUUUCUACAAAUCGACUUUCUAGACACUCUACCACGAAAUGCCGAUGUCUUUUGUAAGCUUGAUGUGAGAGCAGUAUCUGCACUUCUUGAUGAUUGCCACCCUUAUCUUGAGUGUGCUUCAGAUGAAAUAAUAACGCUCCAGAACAACCUUUCAUCUGAAUGGUUUGAACGUUUGUGGAGUCUUCUUGAAUCCUUACGCACAGAGAAGACCAAGUGGACUGAUUUUGCUCACGAUAUCAGAGUUGAACUUGGCCGUUGGGCGAUAUUACCUGUCACUGAAACAAAAACUCAGUAUUAUCGGGAAAUUAAGCUUGUGGCACCUAUCAGUUUAUCCUCUACGAUAAUAGUCCAGCCAACCGAGUCGGAUUAUUGGCCAAUCUACUCCGCACUUAAAUCACUGAACGUCUACAAGGUCAACAAAUCCAUUCUUCGCGAAGACAAUUAUACGUUAAUACAUCAUCUCGUCACACAUAAGGGCGAUAGCACGAGGGUUUUAGAUGCUUUGAUGUACUGGGUUGAUAGAGACUUCAGGAGAUUCAGAAACCUCAACGCUGAUCAACAUGAAGAAAUCCUGAGAUUCUUCAGUAACUGUGAGAGCCAAGCUGAUUUCAAAAGGUUGAAGAGCCUGCCUUGCUUCAAAUCGAUUGCAGGUGACUUUGUCAGUAUCGGAGAUUUCGACACAGUUCUUGUCCUCCCAAGUAUGAUUCCGGAAAAGGAACAAGAUAAAUGGGUUUGUACCACUCGUGCUAUAUUCCUACAGUACAGCAUAUCGCUUAAAUCUCUAUACAAGAAGCUAGGAUUGACUGAUACAACAGAGAUGGACGUAUAUGAAAAGUACAUUCUGCCGGUCUUUGACCAACUCAGCGAGGGCAGUCGUCUUGAACAUCUUGUGCGGAUCAAAAAACUACUACAAGAGCUACCCCUUCAUAACACAGAGAGGUCUCUUAGUGAAGCUAGGAAGGAAGCUAGACAGAGAUUAAGAUUAAGUCAACUGCGUUUCAUAACCGGUGCAAAUGGGGAAUUGCUAAAGGCCGAGGACUUCUAUGACCCACAUGUCGAGAUAUUUUCUCUAAUGUUGAACAAGGUUCAGUUUCCACCCAAGCGCGUCAUAGAUUGUUUAGGCCUUGAAUUCCUUCGAGAAAUAGGACUACAAGUUGUUAUUACCAAAGACCUAUUCCUCUCCUUUGCCCAGCAGGUGCAGGAAUCACACUCUGACCUCAAGAAGAUGGAAAAGAAGUCACGUGCCCUUGUAUCUGAAUUGACAAGGAGAUGUGAUCUUCACAAAGACUCUUCUUUUCUACAGCGAGUCGGUAUGGUUGACUUUCUUGUGAGUGACGGCAUCAGCACAGAGAUGAAAUCUAUUCAUCCACCUUUCAUGAAGAAAGGAACUCUCAUGAGGUAUUCUGGAUCAAGUUCUUUUGAACACACACAACUGAUAUGGUCCAUCAGCAGCAUCCUGCCAACAUAUGCGGCCUCAGGGAAAUGCUGGUCUUGUAAAGAAACGUUCGAUGAGAAAAUAGGCGUUGCACAGGAUCCUGAAUGUAUGAGUGUUAUCCAGCAUUUACGGAAUAUAUGUAACAGACUCCAACAGAAGAACGACAAGAAGAUAUCUUUCCCUGAAAAUUUAGCUAGUGUACUACAGGAAAUAUUGACAUUCGUUUCCUCCAAGUGCGCAGGACAAAACUGCUCUCAGGAACACCCCUGUGGAAGGUGCUGUAUCAUCAGAGAUGAGUUGCGAAACGUACCUAUUGUCUUUUUGGAGCUAGAAGAUGAGCAUCGCUUAGUCAAAGCAGAACAGAUAUCACGUACGAUGGAAGGAAAGCUGGAGCCUUUUCUAUACCAGCUGCCAGACAAGUGGGUUCCUUUCUUCAAGUUAUUUCAGAUUCUUGGCGGAACAGUGAAACCUUCUAUACGCCAAUAUGCUUUUGUUCUUGAAAGCCUCUACGAAAGGGGACAGAGUGCAUGGUCAAACCCGAAUGUUUUAAACAUGGUAGACAAGGCCACGUAUGGCCUUUAUGAAGAGUUAAUAAAGGUCGAAACUACACAGAUAGUUGCUGAAUUUGUUCCCGGACACUCCUUGUAUCUACCUUCAUGUCAGCAAAGCUUGGAACAAUCAGAUCGCCUUCUAGUGAAUGAUGUCGAACACUACACCAGCCGACUUCUUCGAUCUAAUCUACCACUCGUCAAGAUCUUUCCAAGUCACGAACGAAUCGCGCGACAAUCUAUCGCCAGGCUUCCUGAAAGGAUGAAACCGAAAGCAGUAAGUGCAGAAGUGAAAGAAAUGUUGAGCAAGACUGGUAACGAUUCGCAAACGUGUUUCUUGUCUGGAAACGAACCAUGUGAGUUUGGAAGAAGACUUCAAAUCCUACAGUCUAAGGAGUUUCUUAGGGCGGUUUGCUCCAUCAUGAGGCACAACAGGCGGGAAGAAGUUGCCGAGGAGACCAGGAAACAGUUUAGAGAUCGCCUAACUGGACUGAAGAUUACAUGUAUGCAGCAGUUACAUUCGAUUCUGCAAAUCAAUGGCCAAGACAUAGAGGGUAGUGAAACCGAAGUACCUUCCUUCAUCAACAGUGAUAAUGAGCUGUUUGUACAACAUAGUGAAGAAGAAAAUAGAAUGGAAACACUAUUAAGUGUUGCAAUCCAUGUCAACCAACUCCUUGGAAAUGUGUUUGAGGAUAGAAAUUAUAUGUCUAUCCUGCUAUCUCAAGAAUCUCCAGCUACCAUCCCAAAAGCACUAGCGAAGUUCGGCAUUGCCGUAGAAAACAUGGAAGAAGACGCAAAUUUCAAGUUGCCUAAUCCUGGAAGUACUAUUCCAGAACAACUCUACCACCUCAUAGAACAAAACCCCUGGACGUCUUUCAGCAAAGGCGAUUAUGUAGGGUACGCACAAACCGAUGAAGACGGUGACUACUACAUAUACGCAGUAGUGGUCAAGAGGAUACGAAACGAGUCGCUCAAGUCAGUUUAUCUCAUCGACAUCGGACAGGACAGCCCGAUAGAAGCCAAUGUGUUGGACAUGCACAAGAUUCACAUCCCGAAGUCCACAUCAGGUAUGGAGCUUGUUCCAUCUGACAAAGUAGACUCAGAUGAUGCAGGACCGUGUCUUUCUGGUCAUCGGGAAUCAUCUCUUCCGACUGAUAUUGAAGAAGCAAAGCAACAGGUGACUGCAGAAUUGGAGGAGAUCUGGCAGCUUCCAGAGGAGCAGAAAAGGAAGGCUCUUCGCAGAUUAAUGUUAAAAUGGCAUCCAGACAAGCAUCCAGAAGGUUCGAAGGAACUGUUUGACGAAGCAUUUAAACAUCUCCAGAGCGAGCUACAAAGACUAGGAAAGGGUCUUUCAACAACAACUUCAUCGUAUGAAGACCUUUUCAAAUCAGCAGAGCAGAGAGCAAGGGAAGACCGACGACGGUAUACUGACUUCGGAGGAUUUCAAUCAGGAUUUUGGGCAGGAGCUGGUUCUGGAGGAGGGGGUAGAGGGGGUCCUGGAUCAGCUAACUGGGAGAGCUUGUUCACUGAAGCUUCAAGAUCACCAGAUAUCCGCAAUGCUCGCCGUUGGCUACGCCAGGGACAAGAAGAUCUCCGUGCUGCCCAACACGAUCUUAACCCACAUGAUGAGCCGUCACUAGAGUGGGUGGCGUACAAGUGCCACCAGAGUGUAGAAAAGGCCCUCAAAGCUGCUCAACUUGCUAUCAGAGGAUGUUACAGUUGUACCCAUAACAUUUAUGGUCUAGCCCGUGACGUCAGUGAACACACGAGUGAACCCGUAAUAUCAUCAGAAUUUCUCCAGAAUGUAUGCCAGCUCAGUUCUCUCGUGGGUGAUCAACGGCCUCGGUACCCGGAUAGAUGCGCCUCCUCACAGAUUCCUCACGAGGUCUUCAGAGACCAAUUCAAAGGUGGGGAAAUGAUCCAGCUCACCCGUAAAAUUCUUGCAGUGGUUCAAACAUCAUUGGUUCCGUCCAGAUCAUGAACACAAGGUUCGAAGUAUACGUAUCUAGGUAUACACAAAUAUCGCUUUCGUUUCCACUUCUUUCACAUAAACGACAUACCUGCAUUGUGAAACUGAAGCAAAACGUGAGUGACCCAUUCUUCUAGUGACUCUUGCGAGAAGAUUUGAAUGAGUUGAUUUGUACUUAUGAAAGCGGUAACAGUAUUUGUAAUCGCGCUAAAUAAACCAGUUUGUAGUUAGCCCAUGAUACACCUGACCAAAAUAUCCACAUAUCUUCUACACAUGGAGCUUCCCCACUUAGUGCAUUUUAGAAUUAUCCCUGCCAAAGUCAUGGAUGUAUAUUUGUUCGCCCUCUUGAGAAGAAUGCUUCCACCUGUGUUCCUUAGAACUGUCGGUGCAUACAUUAAUAAUGAUGACAUAAAUUUCAUGAGCACGUAUCCAAUAUUUGUCUGAUCUCUAUCUGCACAUGCGCAGAAUCUAUUUAUGUAGUGGCUUAUUAAUAUCACUUUUGACUAAAAACCAAUCGAAUAAUAUUAAAUUCGGUAGAUUUAUGAAUUGACUACUGAUGCCAUCAGGCCCUUUUCUUCCUCUCACACUGGUCGAUAUCAUAUUUCUUUUACUUAUGUAUCAUUCGAACGAAGUACUUUAAAUCAUGUGCAUUGACAUUUGAUUUAAAGUUUGAAAUAAAUAGGACCAAUAAUAAGAAAGUAAAGAAUGUUUGAAAUAUGAGAUCACUAAGUCUAUGCGGAUCUCAAAUAAACUGCUCGGUGAUAAUUGUGAUUGUGACCUAGUUGCGGAUAACUCCUAAUUGCCUUUUUCCUUGGGGCACUACUCAAAAUAUAUUAUGGAUAGCAACUUAUCAAGAAUAAACCCAUUUGAGUCAUACCUUUUUGAAACGGUGAAAUUUUAGUCAUUUUGUAUGUUGGAACAAAUGGGAAAGUUAUCCCGCACUACACCACAGAGACACUACUGAUACCUAUACCUGCUAGAUGCUUUGAUCGACGCAGCGGAUGCGUAUUAUAAUGUCAUUAAAAAUAAACGUUAAAUGUGUAAAUAGUCUCUUUAUAUAAAUUGAUUAGUUUGAAUUUUGGAUAUCCUAUUGAGAUCACUGUCAUCCGUACAGAAUCGACUUGUUGCAAAAGAUAGAAAUACUAUUUCCCUUUACAAAAAAUGUUUUUACUUUUGUCAGAUAUACUGAUAUGUACCAUAUAUUAUUGAGUUUAUGUGUAAUAUCAGUACCACCGUAUAUAUUAGGCCCUCACUGAGUAAAUUCAAUGAUAGCUAUUCAUUUUAUAUGUCCAUCUUUUACUGUUGUAAUGUGAAUUUUGGGUUUAUCUUGCUUUGAAUUGUAUUACAAUGAAUACAUUAAAUAAUAGCUAUUCAGUUUAGAUGUCUUUAACUGUAUUUGCAGCAUUAGACAAUUUUUAAAACUCAAUUACUCAUCAUUAAACUGAUAGAUGUGCUGUAAUAUAUUUUGCCAAGAUUGUUACACCCUUUCUGUGAUAUACAUUUUCUUUGUUUUUGCACUACUGUAGAAGAAGUGUUAUAAUUUACAGAUAUUUGUAUACAUCGUAAUCUUUGUGAAUAUAUGUUUCAUGAUGUUAAAGCAACUAAAGAACAUACUAAUAUAUGAUAGUUAUGAAGACUAUAAUUGAUGUACUGUAUUCUCACUGACUUAUUCACAUACAUAAGUUGCAUUGAUAUAUUAUAGUGUUGUAAUGAUGAAUGAUUUUUUGAUUCAAGAGUCAUAUGAUGGAGGAUUGCAUAAAUAUAAGUAGUUUCCUCUUUUGUACAUAAUCAAUAGUCUGCGAGACUCUGGAAUAUUUUAUAUCUGUUCUGAUUGCGUCAACACAUUCUAUCAACAGAAUAUAAUGAACCCAUUGGCUCCACAAUACAAUGUAUUGAUUUUAAUGUAUUAUCUUCCAGAUUUCAUAUCAUACCAAUAUUACAUACUAUUUUGUACAUAUGUAAAUACUGUCAUUAAUGUAAUAUUAUUGAUAUAUCAUUCUUUGUUGACAUAGAUUCUUUUAUGUACACAGAGCAGAUUGUGCAUCUUUAUAUAAACGAAUUUCGCAUUAUUCAUUAAACACUUAAAGGUUGAACUAUUUCAACACAACAACAUUGACAAAAAUAAAAUACCUGUAAUAUACACCCGUUAUAUCGUAAGAAUUUGAGCUGAAUUGCGAAAAAAGGGUCGUUUGUUUCCCUUCACUCAUGCGAAAGUUUUACCGUGGCGAUUCGCACUUACGGAACUUACCAGAUCAUGUUAGUAAUCUGGAUGAGUUUAGACAAGAUAAAUGGAUGUACUCUAUUCUCCUGAAUUCUAUAUGUUACAUGAACUUCAUAUUUAACUUUGACUCAUUGAAAUAAUAUUGAAUAAUAUUUUCAAGACUUAGGGAUGUUGUUGUUGUUGUUUUUUGCUUCAAAAUAUACUGACAGAGAAAUUUCAUGGACGCGUUGAUAGUGAUGCAUUUUAGAAGGUGAAUUCAUAUAUAUAUAUAUAUUAUAUCGCACGUUUGUACAUAAGUGUAAUAUCAACUGCAGAAACAACAUUGUUUGCUGACACCUUUUUUUAACUUGAAGUAUUUACAGUAUUUGGAUUGCACGAAGAAAAGUGAAUAAAUCAGUCAACUACUGAAUGAAAAGAGUGAAUGUUUUUAUAAUGUAUUUUUCGCAGACAUCUAUACUUAUAGACUGCAGCUUAGUACUGAGAGGAAUAAAUCGCUUGUAUAUUAUGUGUCUUUAGCUCAGUUAGUAUGUACAAAACAUUUGGUGAUAUUACAGAAAAAGGAUAAAUUACGAAGAUUUCUGUCACGUGUAUUAACACAGAACAUAAUCAAUGAAGAUGCACUGUACUUCCAACAACAAAAAAUCAUAUUGCGCAAAUAUAACAUACACUGUAUAUAGUUUUGCACAGGGAACUUUAAUGUAAUGUUAUUGAAUUUCACUGAAUUUCGUUCACACAAUAUUAUGAUGCAGAAUUCUUUGUGAUAUUUUGAAGAUUCCUUUGUUUUCUUGACUGUCGCUACACUGAUCAAUCUAAUUACCUGGAGAAUAUACUAUAAUUCUCAAUUUUCCAUUUAUACACUAGUUGUUACCCUUGCAUACAUGUUUCCAGAUUUUCAUACAAAACAAAGUUUCAUAUUUGAAACGACCACGGACAUUUGCUUUUUACUUGUAGAAAUGUUUAUUAAAUAUAGUAUGUCAAUGAUGAAAGCAAUUAUAUCAUUCCAACAGAAACUGUUGUAGUUGUUUUAAAACAAAACUAUGAGUGACAGUUUGUAACGAGGUAACGUUUCAGUUUGUUGUAAUAAUUAUGUUACAAGACUUGUAAAUAAUUGGAAUUUCACAUGAUAUUCAUUUGAUUCAUCUGACACCAAUGCUUCACGUACAAUAUGUGUCAAAUAUCGCCAACAUGAGCUACAAACAGAUUGUGAAAUAACUGUAAUCUUAUUCUGGGAUUCAGAUAUUUUUUAUAUAUAUUUUGAACGAGUAUGGAAAUAUUGAGACUAUAAGCCUAGUCGAAAUUUGUGAUGUAAAAGACGAAUUUUUUACGAGUUUUGUUUGUUUAAUUUCGAGUUAAAAAUUAAAAUGGAAAGAAAAUGUUAUGUAUAUAUACAUGUAAUACUAUUUCGAUGUUUGUAUCCAAGAAUUGUGCAACCUCACAUUUUUUAGAGUGAUUUUGUAUAUUGUGUUAUAAAUAGUUUUGUAUAUAGUUUUCUAUAGAGCUUGUUCUUCGCCUCAAGUAUGUAUGACGUUCCUUGAGGCUUCCGUACAAUGCUAUCCAGUCUGGAAUUUUUCACACAUACGUUUUCUUGAGUAUCAUGUUUAUGUAUUACAGCUAGUAAGCGACUUCGGAGAUACCAUCUGCUUGUAUAUUGGUGAUACGUUGUGUUGUAGAGUUUCUUGCAAUUAAAUAUGAUUAGUAAUCACGUGCGAGAGAAAUGAUUACGAACGAUCAUUUUUGUGAUGAUAACAUGAUUAUGUAUGAAUUAAUUAUGAGGGCAGUGUACAUUCUACAUUUUGUGACGGCAAGGAUCUGUCAUUUUUGUACUAUUUUUCUUAGUUCAUAAGUGAUACUCUGAUAAUGAAAGAAAUAUAGUGUUAUGUUACAAGUUUGAAUCAAAGAAAACUUUAGUGACCUUAAAAAUGUUAAUUGCCUACCAUACGGUAUUUUGUCUUUCUUUUUCUUUCAAAAAGAAACUGUGUUUUUAUGUUUUAAGCAAUUAUGUUGUCCUUUUUAUAAAUUCUAUCAGUCGUUUUACAUGUUUCCUUCAUAUUGAACUAAAAGUGUCAUACAUAAUGUCAAAGUAGAAAUUCACUGCUUUCAAACCUGCAGUCAUAGGUCAACGUUGAGUGUCGUUUUGAAACCAAUUUUGAUGAAUAAAAGUUUGCUAAAUGAUAAA